Molecule: messenger RNA, 507 nt
Organism: Babesia sp. Xinjiang
Lineage: Eukaryota; Apicomplexa; Aconoidasida; Piroplasmida; Babesiidae
Exons: 1
Coding region: 1-507 (168 amino acids)
Source: RefSeq, a predicted model, not a curated record
AUGGAUGACGCGCCACGGGCGCCGCCUUCGAAGAAGGCGCCAAUAGUUGACAAUUUCGUCUUACUAUUCCACAAUAACGAUGAAAAUACUGGAGAACAAGAAUAUCUAGACGCUGAAAGCGAUGCGGAUCUCUCCCCCGAGGAAUCGUUUAGAUGGAAUGUCCGUAACUACCUCCAACGUAUUGAAGAGCUGCGUGCAGAGAUCACAGACAAAUACCUCGCGAAACAAUCUACUCAAGCAAAGCUUGACGCACAACUGUUUGAGCUACAAUUACAAUCGAAAUAUAACGCGCUGAAUGUGCAGAAAUGUAAUGCCAUCAAAGUGAAUUAUCAGCGUAAGCUGCUGUUGUGCCAAAAAAUAUAUUCGCUCGCCGUACAGUUACAGACGAUAUAUAUCGAGUUGGCAGAAAUGGUAGAGAAUCGUAUGAUUCGUACUACCGAGCUACAUCGCUCUUCACGAUUAUGCGCAUCAACACUCUACGAAUACAAAAAACGAAUGGAAUCAUAG